This is a messenger RNA of Ostreococcus tauri, 960 nucleotides long. Its product is annotated as Triose-phosphate transporter domain. Gene Ontology annotation, cellular component: Golgi apparatus. The record is from RefSeq and is a predicted model, not a curated record. The transcript has a single exon. Gene Ontology annotation, molecular function: nucleotide-sugar transmembrane transporter activity; antiporter activity. The coding region runs from base 1 to 960 and encodes 319 amino acids. Lineage: Eukaryota; Viridiplantae; Chlorophyta; Mamiellophyceae; Mamiellales; Bathycoccaceae.
AUGACGUCUACGCUGAGCGCGGCGGACGCGGGGAAGUGGCUGAGUAACUUUGUGAGCUCGGUCGCGAUCGUCAUGGUGAACAAACAGCUCAUGGGAGCGCAGGGGUUGGCGUUUCAGUACGCCACGACUCUGUGCGGUUUACACUUUUUGUGCACGACGAGCGUGCGCGCAUUCACGAGCAAGGGUGACGUCGCGAAGGCUUCGAACGCGGCCGCGACGCACGGCGCGCUGCCGAGACAGAAGUUGUUUGCGUUCGUGGCCGUCGCGUCGACGAGCAUCAUCUCGCUCAAUCUGUCGUUGAUGUUGAAUCACGUCGGGUUUUAUCAGCUCGCCAAGCUCUUGCAAAUUCCGGCGGUGGCGAUGAUGGAGUUCGUCUUCUUGAGACGCACGGUCUCUCGGGCGCUCGUGUGGGCGAUUGCAAUCGUAAUGUUAGGCGUUGGGAUCGCCACCGUGCAGGAGACGUCGAUGAAUUUCUGGGGCACUCUGGUAGCGAUCGUCGCCGUGUUGGCGACGAGCGGACAACAGAUUUUGGUCGGACGUCUGCAGAGCGAGUACGGGAUCUCGAGCAAUGACUUGCUCGGGCGAACGGCGCCACUCAUGGCGGCGGCGAUGUUAUUGAUCGGUCCAUUCUUGGACCAAAUCAUCACGGGAAGUUUCGUGACGGAAUAUUACUGGACCAUGGAGUCUCUCGGGUUUUUGUCGGCGUCGUGUUUGCUAGCAAUUUGGGUAAACAUCUCGCAGUACAUGUGCAUCGGCACCUUUAGCGCGCUCUCGUUCCAGGUCAUCGGCCACGUGAAGACUGUGUUCAUCUUCUUCUUUGGUUGGCUCUUAUUCGACGUUCCCGUCUCUUGGAACAACGUCAUCGGGGGCGCGAUUGCCAUCGGCGGGAUAUCGUAUUACUCACACAUCUCGAGCCUCGAAAAAGCGGACGCCGCGUCGAGGCGACGCGUGCACGCGUGA